AUGGGAAGACAUGUCUUUCUUCGUAUUGUGGAUGUUGUUUCAAAUUGUGAUCCAUACUUCCAACAGAGGAUUGAUGCAGUGGAAAGAAAAGGUUUAUCACUUUUACAGAAAUGUACUGCGGCAAUGCGUAUGUUGGCAUAUGAUGUAUCUGCUUACGCUGUUGAUGAUAACGUUCGUAUUAGAAAGAGUACUGCGGUUGAAGGCUUGAAAAAAAUUAUCUCAAUUGUAGUUACAAUAUUUGAAGGUGAAUACCUACGAAAGCCGAACUCGAAUGACAUACAACGUCCACUGCAGAUGGGUGAGGCUCGUGGCUUUCCUGGUAUGAUGGGCAGCAUUGAUUGCAUGCAUUGGCAAUGGAAAAAAUGUCCAAAAGCAUGGAAGAGAUUGUUCAUGAGUGGUCAUAGAGAAGUUGCAAUAAUUAUACUUGAAGCGGUUGCUUCAUCCAAUCUUUGGAUAUGGCAUGCAUUUUUUGGAGUUUCUGGAUCAAAUAAUGACAUAAAUGUUUUAGAUCGGUAA
This is a messenger RNA of Daucus carota subsp. sativus, 516 nucleotides long. RefSeq lists its product as uncharacterized. The record is from RefSeq and is a predicted model, not a curated record. Lineage: Eukaryota; Viridiplantae; Streptophyta; Magnoliopsida; Apiales; Apiaceae. Bases 1 to 516 code for a protein of 171 amino acids. The transcript has a single exon.